UGUAUAUAUAUAUGCGGAGCUAAUUAUAUCUUAGUGCAGAAAUAUAUAUUUCACUUCAGAGCUCUCUAAUUAAGAGAUAAGUAUAAUAAUUUUGGCACCAAAAUCUGGUCAAAUAAUAUGGCAUCAACGACGAAAUUAUUAACAACAUUCUUGCCGAAAGUACAUAGCGAAGGUUGCUCCUUUCAGCCGGUACUGUUGCGGCGGCAGAGACAGCGUAACGGCACGAUAGCAUGCGGUAGUAGAGAUGCGAACGGUCGAGAUUACGGGGGAUCAAGGAUUGUGGAUGAGAACAUGAUAAUGCUUCGAUUGCGUAUUCAGGAGAUAAAGCAGUUAGAGAUUGAUGAAGCCAAUCAUAAAGAAUGUGAAAAUGGAUCAUGGCUUCGUUCAGAAUGGAUGGAGUGGGAAAAACAGUACUUUGAGUACUACAUAGAUGAUGUUUACGAAGGAAUAGGGUUGUUGCAAAAUUAUUUGAUGAAUAUUAGGCCUGCUUUGGCUCUAGGGUUUCUCCUACUUGUCAUGCUUAGUGUCCCUAAUUCUUCUGGCUUUCUUUUUUUUCAUAUGGUAGAGAUCGCUAAACAACUCCUCUCAUGAUUGUACAUGAUCUAGUCAUGAAGAUAUAUGGUGAAUUGUUAAAUUUGUGUUAUGUACGUGCAAGGUAUGUAGCUAAUUAAAACAAAUUAAUAGUGGAACUGAUUAAAUUAGAAUUAGUUGUCUAAUACUCUUAUUGUAAAAGUUAGUAACCAAUAUUUACGGUUAGUGUUAAAAGUCAUAUUGUAAAAGAGCAUUUCUAUUAGACAAUAAGGUGCUCAACACCAUUUAGACAUGGGGUGUUACAAGUGGUUGGCAUUGGCCUAUAUUAUUUAUAAAAUCAAAAUAUGUAGGACCUGAUAUUGAUUUAUGUUAAUAACAAUAUGUCACCUAUUGAU
Cannabis sativa is the source of this 926-nucleotide messenger RNA. RefSeq lists its product as uncharacterized. The record is from RefSeq and is a predicted model, not a curated record. Lineage: Eukaryota; Viridiplantae; Streptophyta; Magnoliopsida; Rosales; Cannabaceae. Bases 118 to 591 code for a protein of 157 amino acids. The transcript has a single exon.